Molecule: messenger RNA, 800 nt
Organism: Cercospora beticola
Lineage: Eukaryota; Fungi; Ascomycota; Dothideomycetes; Mycosphaerellales; Mycosphaerellaceae
Product: GlcG/HbpS family heme-binding protein
Source: RefSeq, a predicted model, not a curated record
GGCGGGACAUAUACAACCAGUCGUGCUCCCGGAAGUUGUCUUCAUUCACCUCAUCGUUGACUUCUGCGGCCAUCCAGACUCACAUCGUCUCUGCCGAUAUGCGCAAUUUCUUAUUGUUGAGUGCACUAGCAUGUCUUCAUGGCCUAGGUUCCGCGCAGGAGACAGUCAACCGUACCUUGACUCAAGGCUGGGGCACUGUGCCUUCGCAGAGGAGAUAUAUCAAUGCUGCGCAAGCACGAGCUGUGAUUGAGGCUGGUGUGCAGCAGUCUAUGGCCAUCGGAGUACCGAACAGCAUCGCUGUGCUCGACCCUUCAGCACAACUGGUCGCCUUCUUACGAAUGGAUAAUGCCUUCUUGAGCAGCAUGGAUAUUAGCAUCAAGAAAGCCAAGACUGUGUCGUUAUUCAAUGGGCUUUACCCCUCGAGUGUCCUGUACAAUCGUUCUGAGCCAGGUGGCGAUAUUUAUGGCAUUGAGCAGACGAAUGGCGGACUAGUUGUCUUUGGGGGCGGCCAGCCAAUUGUUGACCUUGAGGGCUAUUGGAUUGGCUCGGUGGGAGUUAGCGGAGGCACAAAUGAGCAAGAUGUUGAUGUCUCUAUUGCAGCCGCUCGGAGUGUCGGUGCAAGGAGCGCUUGAGUGGUUGAUGGUGCAGUUGUCUCGGCACGCUAGGACUUUGGUAUGAAGGGAGAAUAGCGCGAAGGCUGUGGCUGUGAAGGCAUACCUUAUUAGACAGCUCCAAGGCCCGAUUCUGGUCGAGCGGGGAAAUUGGCGUACACUUUCAUGAGCCUUUCAACGCCAUACUGC